Molecule: messenger RNA, 3855 nt
Organism: Coccinella septempunctata (seven-spotted ladybird)
Lineage: Eukaryota; Metazoa; Arthropoda; Insecta; Coleoptera; Coccinellidae
Gene: Slmap
Product: sarcolemmal membrane-associated protein
Exons: 9
Coding region: 412-2520 (702 amino acids)
Molecular function (GO): protein binding
Source: RefSeq, a predicted model, not a curated record
AUUUACAGAUUUAUUGUAACGAAUAUCGAAAAAUAAAUAGAGAAUCACAUUACAUUGAUUCGUUUUUCAUCAUGCAUUACUUUCCUCAUCAAAAGUGACAGAAAUAGGCGUGAUGCGUGAUUGCUUUCUCCUUCGAUUAGCUUUCAGUUUCUCGCAUUUUAAUCAAAAGGGAAAUGUCAAAUAGAUUUGAUUUCGAUAAAAAUGCUUCAAUUUCCUUCUUGAUAUCUGUAAAUAUGUAAGUUUAGUAUUGUUUCAUUACGCAAUAAAUGUUUCACUUCAAGUGUUCAAAAGAGGACAUCAACGAUAUCAAUUUUGCUUAGAAUCGUAAUUAGUAAUUAUCUUUCACACCUACUUAUGAAUUAUGACAUUUAAUUUCAAAUGAAAUAUUUACCAUCAAUUGUUCAAUAGGCAAUGGUUGUUGUUAGUGAUAAUUGGGUGAAAUAUGUAGCAACAUUUCCUACUACUGGAAUGAAUGAAAUGGAGAUGAUCAUACCAAACAAUGAGACAAAAAUGGCAGCAAAGGCAGUUCUCAUUUGCAGGCAAAAUUCGCAUCCCUUUCAGGAUCGAACACUAACUUUAGAUGAACACGUUAAAGUAGGACGGUCAGUGGCUAGAGCCAGGGCAAAGCCCAAUAAUGCUAUUUUUGAUUGUAAAGUCUUAUCAAGGAACCAUGCUGUACUAUGGUAUGAAAAUGGAAAGUUUUUUUUACAGGAUACUAAAAGUAGCAAUGGAACAUUUGUUAACAAUAACAAACUCACUCCUGAAACUGAACAUCAUGAAGUAAGCUCAGGUGAUAUUGUACAGUUUGGUGUGGACGUUGUUGAGAACAAUAGAAAAGUUACCCAUGGUUGUAUAAUAGCCACCCUUAAGUUAUAUUUGCCAGAUGGAAAAGAAGCCAAAGCAAGCCCCAGUAUAGGUGAGAACAACAGGCAUGGAAUGGUACCUUUAGAUGAACUGUACAAACUAAAUCAGAUCAUCCAAGACGCUAGUGAUAGGGAAGAAUGUCUGCAAAAAAAAUUGGCCAAAUUACAGUCAAUGUUACAAACUGCCAAAUCUGCCACAAGUAGCUGUUGGGCAGCUUAUGUUGGCGAAGAGAGGUUGUUGUCUAGGAUUGCAACUUUAGAAACACAGCUAUCACAGGCCAACAAGAAUUGGACUGAAGACAGAUGCAAACAAGAACUUAACAAAAUUCAAGAUGACAAUGUUGCAUAUCAAGUUGCUGCCAUCGAAGCACUGGAAAAACUGCACAAUGAAAAGUUGGAUGCAGUUGCUUAUGUCUCGGAAAUGGAAAUCAAAGAAAACAUCCUGCAACAAGAAACUAAUCUUGCCAAAAUACAAGUGGAGGAUCUUCACAAAGAAAUUGAUGAUUUGUUGAAGAAAUUCAUGGAGGAGCAGAAGAAAACAGAAGAGAUGCGUAAAGAUUAUGAGAUGCAAAUAAAGGACUUGCAAAAACAACUUUAUGAUAAGCACGAAGAACUGACUGCCUUAGAGAUAAAAUUAGAUAAUAACGAUAAAACUAACAGUAACAAUAUUCUAGAAGAAUUAGAGAACAACUACAUUUGUUUAGAAGACGAUGUGAAAAUAAAGGAAGAGAAGCUCGCCAAUGAAGAACAGGAACAUAAUCACAACUCCAAUAGCAAUGAACAAAACAACAUCAACCUUACUGUGGGACCAGUCACAGAUGAUGAGAGUGACGAAUAUAGUAAUCAUUCUGAAACUGAAAGCAAUGGGACGAUUUACUUAGAAGAUAGCGACAACAUACCUUUUUCCAAGUCGGAAGAAAUCCAAAUUGAAUUGUCAGGUGCUAACGCUGAACAGUUGGAAAAAGGCGUCAAAUUCGAUUUGCCCGAGGACGAUGACAAUAAAAACUCGGAUGAAGCUGAUGUACCUGAAAAACAAAAUGAAGAGAAUUCUGGGGAAGAGAGGGAAAAUAAACUGGUGGAUAAUAUUGAUUCGAAGACUCUGAAAUACCAUUUCCAAUCGACUCAGAACGAAUUGAAAAAGAGGAUUGAUAUAUUGGAGCAACUCUGCAAAUCGCAUCAAGAGAAAUUGGAGGAAGUGACUGCAUUGUAUGAGGAGAAGAAAAAUCUUCUCUCAAAAUUCGAGGUGGAUAAUAAAGAAUUGAAAGAUGAACUUUGUAUCUGUCGGGAAAAUUUGGAAAAGUGUCAUAGAGAAAACUACGAUCUGAAAAAUGAGGUCAAUAUUUUGUUGGCUACAAAGGAGAUUGGUGCUGGUGACUCUGUUGUUGAACCAGUCACAGAAAAAGACAAUGUUACGCAAUCUGUGACUGAAAAACUAGUUAGCUAUGAAGAACUUGUAGCGGUAGAGGAGGAGUUGGUUCUCCUCAAAGAACGUUUUUCUCAAGCUAACGCAGAGAAAGUAAAACUAUUGCAAGAUAUCGAGGGACUCAGAAAAGAUUACAAUUCUGUUAAGAAUCAUUCACAUAAUAUGACUUUCCUUUAUGUUGCCCCAUUGGUGCUCAUUGUGCUUUAUCUCUUGAUGAGCAAUAUGUUUUCCUGAUUCACAGCCAUACUUUUUAUGUUCUUCUAUUUUUCACUCGAGUUUCUCAUUAAAAUUAUAAAAAAUACAUGAUCUAAGCUGUGCUAUAUUUUUUAUAUUUAAGUGGUGUUCAGUGUGGAAUAUCCAUUCGAUGAACUUUUUUAUUUAUUUGCAACACUGGAGAUAUUCAAUUUCAAAUCAAGAAAGUAGUUGCCUUGAUCUGAAAUUGCAAAAUAAACAGAAACAAACGAGAAGGUUAUCGCAAAUUAGUAAAAUAUCUUUUUUGUUUCUUGUUUUCUCUGCGCAAAGUCUUUAACCUUUUUGCCGACAUGAAUGAAGUUGUUUUGCCAUAAACGUUCACUUGAUUAAUUUUUCGUUCAAUUUAGUUUUAAUAUUCGAACCUAAAAAUCAAAUAGGUAACGGUGCUUUCAAAAUAUUCCUAUUUCCACAGAACACCAAAAUUUUUGCAAUAUUAUUUAUAUUUUGUGUAAUCUUUGUAUCGAACAAAUAUUUUAUGCUCAUCAUCUCAUUGCCACUUCAAGAGUAAUGGUUGCUCUUUCAAAUGUAAAAAAUGUUCAUACACUAUAAAUAAGCAUUUUUGUUUCAAGGCAAGUUUGAAUAUGAACGGCGAAGAUUGAAUAUUUUUAAUUCUGUCCAUGUAUCUUUUGAUGUUUUUUAGUUGUGAUAAUUUUAUAGCAUGUUGGAUGUUUACGUUAUCUAAUUUAAAAUAAUUUAUCUGCUUAAUUUAUAAAGACGUAGCUAUAAAUUAUCCAAAAUUGUUUUCUAAUCUAUUGUUACUGUCUCUGAAUGGUUUCCUACUGGUAAAAGCUACUUACUCGGUGCCCGAAUAGAAGGAAUGUGAGAAGCAUGAUUCAGCACUUGAUCAAGCAUGUUAUCAUUUGACAACUUUUUUUCAAAGAAAAAUAUCUGGAAUAAAAUGUCCUUUCUCAGGUUAUCCGUUUUGCAAACUUGUAAAGUAUUGGAAAUAGUAAAAAAUAGACUGAAAUAUAAUGUUUUCUACUCGAUUCCCAAUUUAAUUACUUUUUUAAUACUCCGCCUCUAAAAUUUUCACAUCCUUAGGUAUAUGUGUGAGAGGAUAGGAUUAAAUUUGAAGAUGACCUUGUGAUUGAAUUGUACAAAUUAAUGAAUAUUGUUAUCUGCUCCUAUGUCUGAAACUCAGAUUAACUAAAGUUUCGAGUUUCCAGAAUGGCAGAAUAUAGUGAAAAGUUGUAUUAUUUAUGUAUUUAUGAUUUCUCUCAUUUUCUUGUAGUGAUAUGCAUAAUAUAUUUUUUUUUUGUUCAUUAUGAAUGUGUAUAUACUCAAUAUCAUAAUUAUUAAAUAGAUAUAGAAAACAAA